Messenger RNA from Camelina sativa (false flax), 1808 nucleotides. The record is from RefSeq and is a predicted model, not a curated record. Lineage: Eukaryota; Viridiplantae; Streptophyta; Magnoliopsida; Brassicales; Brassicaceae.
CUCAUCAACCAAAAGAAAAAAUAAAAACAUUUAUUAAUUUCACACUCUUAAAGUAACAUAAAUACACGACACAACUUCCCAUAUCUCUCUAACUAGAAACCAAAAAAAGAAGAAGAAAAAGAUGAAGAAGAGUAUCGAAGCUCCAUUACUCUUGAGCACCAAACAAUCACAAGAAGAAGAUAAAGAAAAAAUAAGAUGGGAGAAGAUGAAGAAGGUUGCUUCAAUGGCUGCUCCAAUGGUCGCUGUAAACAUGUCUCAGUUCCUUCUUCAAGCAACUUCAACAAUGAUCGUUGGUCACCGGAGUGAACUCUCUCUAGCCGGAAUAGCUCUUGGAAGCUCUUUUGCUAAUGUCACUGGCUUUGGUGUUCUUUUUGGACUUUCAGGUUCAUUAGAAACACUAUGUGGUCAAGCAUAUGGAGCAAAACAGUAUCACAAGCUUGGAUCUUACACUUUCACUUCAAUAGUGUUGCUCUUGAUGAUCUCUGUUCCGAUUUCGAUUCUUUGGAUGUUCAUGAACCAGAUCUUGCUUCUACUUCACCAAGAUCCUCAAAUAGCUGAGUUGGCCGGAGUGUAUUGCAUCUGGCUCAUACCGGCUUUAUUCGGUUACUCUAUUCUCGAGUCUUUGGUUAGAUAUUUCCAGUCACAAAGCUUGAUUUAUCCAAUGGUCUUGAGCUCUUUAGCUGCUCUGUCUUUCCAUGUUCCUCUCUGUUGGUCAAUGGUUCAUGUAUUCGACUUUGGAGCCAAAGGAGCGGCUGCGUCUAUCGGUAUCUCUUACUGGCUAAACGCUGUUUUCCUUUGGGUUUAUAUGAAACGCUCUAGCCGUUGUGCUGAAACGCGGAUUUUUAUGUCCAAGGAUGUGUUUGUUCAUACAAAUAUCUUCUUUCAAUUUGCGAUUCCUUCUGCAAUGAUGUGUUGCCUUGAGUGGUUUGCUUUCGAGGUAGUUACUUUGCUGUCUGGUCUUCUACCCAACUCAAAGCUCGAGACUUCGGUUAUUUCGAUUUGCCUUACGACGUCUUCAUUGCACUACAAUUUGGUAAAUGGAAUUGGUGAUGCAGCAAGUACCAAUGUGGCGAAUGAGCUAGGAGCUGGGAAUCCACGAGGGGCUCGUGAUUCUGCUGCAGCUGCGAUCGUAAUUGCAGCUGUUGAGUCAGUUGUUGUGAGCUCUAGUCUCUUCAUGUCUCGCAGUGUGUGGCCUUAUGCAUAUAGCAAUGUGGAUGAAGUAAUUAGUUAUGUGACUGAUAUCACUCCCAUUCUUUGUAUCUCAAUCCUCAUGGACAGCUUCUUGACCGUCCUUUCCGGGAUUGUGAGAGGAACAGGGUGGCAAAAAAUUGGGGCUUAUGUGAACAUAACCUCUUAUUAUGUUAUUGGUAUUCCCGUUGGACUUCUUUUAUGUUUCCAUCUUCACUUCAAUGGGAAAGGACUUUGGGCUGGUUUAGUCACAGGAUCAACAUUACAAACUCUAAUCCUGUUUCUUGUUAUUGGUUUCACCAAUUGGAGCAAAGAGGCAAUCAAGGCUAGGGAGAGAAUAGGUGACGAGAAAGAUUUGAGACAUGACUCACUCCUUAAUUGAAAGAGAUACAAACGAUGUGAUUUUGAUUGCCUUUUUUUGUGUGAGUUUGUUUAAUAAUCUUCAACGGGUUUUGGAUUUGUUUAAAAAAAUGUAUGGAACUUAAUGAGGCAUGAUUGUAAUUUAGUUUUUUUUUUAUUUUGAGAGAAAAAUUAUACACAUUCAUAAGAUAUCUAGCUAAUGAGAUUUGGUCUAUACUGUAAUAGAUAAAUUAAUUAAGGAGAGUAGUAAUCAGAGCUUA